Molecule: messenger RNA, 1233 nt
Organism: Mya arenaria
Lineage: Eukaryota; Metazoa; Mollusca; Bivalvia; Myida; Myidae
Exons: 2
Coding region: 1-1233 (410 amino acids)
Source: RefSeq, a predicted model, not a curated record
AUGGCAAAUAAAAAUGAUUUUUUGUCUUGGGAUGAAGAUUUAAAUUUAGAUGAAAUACUAGGUGACUAUACAGAUGCAUAUUUCGAUGAUAGUGAUUCUGAUUUUGCCUCCGAAACAGAGCCUAAAACCAAGACCGUACCUCAGACUGGUUAUAUUUGCCCACAUUGCGCUAAAGUUUUAAAAACCAUUGCCGGUUUUAGAGGUCAUGUAAAUAAACAACACAUGGACACAACAACCAAAGCUGCAUCAUGCAAGAUCGGGGGGGCGGGAACUUCUAAGACGCUGUCCUCCGGGGAUGCAGUGACGGAUGAGGACUUCAAGACAGCUUACGAAAACUGUAUCAAUACAAUAGCCGGCGACCCUAUCCUCCAAAUGUGCCCCGACGUUGCAGCUGCGGCAGACACUGCACGCGGUAAUUCCGAAAUAAUGAAAUUCUUUUUGUCAAUUUUCAGUGUGAUAGUUUGCUUAAAUAACAUGACCCUAGCCAGUUGUCGGGAAACAAUGUAUCGUAAGGUUCACGAAUUUAGACUUUGUAAUAUUGCCAAAAUGAAAUAUGAAGAUCUGUUCCUCCAGGCUGGUUGCAAUCUAAAGGAUGGUGUAAAUACCUUUGUACAAAUAUUCUCUGUUGAAAUAAUUGGCGAACUCAUUAAAACCAAACUUGAAAAAAAGAUGAUGUGUAGCAAAACCAAAGUCAGCGACCGCGAUCAAGAGAUUCUGUAUUAUAUUUGUGGAUACAUUGCAAAAUCUUUACAAAAAAAAUAUUUGAAAAUAAAAAAUGAUGCCAAAAGACAGUUAAGGCUUUCAUGCAUUGAAAUCUUAGUGAAUAAGACUGCAGAUGAAGGAACAUUUAUGCACAAAUAUUCUCAUUGGACAACACGGACAUCGAGAGGAGGGCUAAAUCACCCGAAGGAAAAAAUGUUUUUGAUUAUUAGAGAAUUUGAAAAUAUCAUACGGACACAUGUCGAUCAGGAAAACUUAAAUGGAAAUUCUCUACUUUGUGAUACAUUAAAAGAAAACUUAUUAGACAGUAUUAUUGUAAAAACAUACUCAGAGGAACUUUUUUCAUGUAUUACAAAUAAUUAUGUGUGUGUUGUUGAAAAUAUGGCAACUUUGUUUUUAACAAUUAGGGGAUAUGCAAUUACCAAGCACUUUAGGAAUGAAAAAAAAAUCACCAAACAGAAGUCCGUUAGUUUGAGGGGUGGUUUUAAAAAGGGUCGUACAGGAUUUGUGUGA